AUGAUUACAUGUCAAGAUAACUGUUCCAUAAUUAAGUGUGGUGAUGCUUGGGAUGAACCACAAAUCGACUUCCCGUUUGUUGUUAAUGAUCGCCAGGGUGGAGAAUGUGGUUACCCGGGUUUUAAUAUCACUUGCAAUGUUUUUCGUAAAAGUAAAACAGUAUUAGAAAUAUCACGGUCGGAAGAAUUUCUGGUUCGGAAAAUCGAUUAUUUUUACAGAGAGAUAAGGCUUUACGACCAGGACAACUGCCUUGCAAGACGUCUUAGAUAUUCAAAGUUUGAUCUGUCACCUUUCAAGGCUUAUGGUCGUUGGGUUUAUGCCUUCUUCUAUUGUCCACCAUCAAUAAUCAGUGAUCCAAGUGUUGUUGCAUAUUCAAGUGUAAUAUUAAAUGUUCCUUGCCUUAGUAGCCCAACAGCCACUGUAGUGGUUACGUUAUCUUCAGCUUAUUAUAAAUCUUAUCAAAAUGUUUCCGACGCACUCUUUAACGGAGGAUGUCAGGUAGAUGCUUCUGUUUAUAUACCUAUUUCCUCGAAAGCUUCUUCUACCGGUUCUUUUUAUGAUUUUACUACUGAUGAUCUUUAUCUUACAUGGGUCCAACCCGUAAAACCAAGUCCGAGAGAAGCUGAAACCAAUGUUCCACUUCCGAAAGAAGAUGAAACCAAGGAUCCCGAAGUAGAUGAAAAAAGAAUUAAUUGGAAAAAAUUAGCAACAAUAAUUGCACCAAGUCUCGGCGGGAUCGUGGCAAUAGCAACGAUAGUUUGUGUUAUUUGCAGGAGAAAACAAAGAAGCUCCUCUUUGUAA
This is a messenger RNA of Papaver somniferum (opium poppy), 801 nucleotides long. Its product is annotated as putative RING-H2 finger protein ATL21A. NCBI's taxonomy places the organism in Eukaryota, Viridiplantae, Streptophyta, Magnoliopsida, Ranunculales, Papaveraceae. Gene Ontology annotation, molecular function: polysaccharide binding. The record is from RefSeq and is a predicted model, not a curated record. The transcript is spliced from 2 exons. The coding region runs from base 1 to 801 and encodes 266 amino acids.